Molecule: messenger RNA, 1278 nt
Organism: Salvia miltiorrhiza (redroot sage)
Lineage: Eukaryota; Viridiplantae; Streptophyta; Magnoliopsida; Lamiales; Lamiaceae
Product: class V chitinase-like
Exons: 2
Coding region: 37-1140 (367 amino acids)
Biological process (GO): chitin catabolic process; carbohydrate metabolic process
Cellular component (GO): extracellular region
Molecular function (GO): chitin binding; chitinase activity
Source: RefSeq, a predicted model, not a curated record
CAUAGAUAAGUAUCGAUUUGUGAGUCAAUUGUGAGCAUGGCUCCAUCAACUAAAGCACUCCUAUUCUCAGCUCUCUCCAUCUUCCAAUUACUCCACCUCUCCGCCGCACAAGCCGCCGUGAAUGGCGGCUACUGGUUCCCGGAGAGCGGCUUCCCAGCCGCAAACAUAAACUCCACUCUCUUCACCCACCUCUUCUGCGCAUUCGCCAACCUCGACCCUUCAACCUAUCAAGUCACGGUCUCCUCCUCCAACACCGCCUCCUUCUCUCAGUUCACCGCAACGGUCCAGUCCAAAAACUCCGCCGUGAAAACCCUCCUCUCCAUCGGCGGCGGGAGCGCCAACCGCACCGUCUUCUCCAACAUGGCGAGCCAGCCCGCCUCGCGCACCUCCUUCAUCAACUCCUCGAUCAAACUGGCCCGCUCCUACGGCUUCUGGGGCGUCGAUCUCGACUGGGAGUAUCCGCAGACCUCCGCCGACAUGACGAAUAUGGGAACCCUAAUUUCGGAGUGGCGCCGCGCCAUCGCCGCCGACGCGCAGGCCUCGGGGAAGCCCCCGCUGCUGCUGACGGCGGCGUUCUACUUCUCGCCCAACCUCAACGGCCUGAUUUACCCGGCGCAGUCGAUCAACGCGAGUUUGGAUUGGGUGAAUGUGAUGGCCUACGACUUCUACGAUCCGUCGUGGUACAGGUUCACCAACUCGCAUUCCAUGCUGUACGAUCCGUCGGGGCAGGUGAGCGGCAGCGCCGGCAUCUCGGCUUGGAUUCAGGCCGGCGUGAGCGCCAAGAAAUUAGCUCUGGGCGUGCCGUUCUACGGUUACGCUUGGCUCCUGGCGAAUGCGAACAAUCACGGCGUCUUGGCGCCGGCCACGGGGCCCGCGGGGCCGGAUAGCGGCGCCAUGGGGUAUAACCAGAUUCGGAGCUUCAUCGCGCAGAAUAAUGCGCCGGUGGUGUAUAAUGCGACUAUCGUGACCAAUUAUUGUUACUCGGGAACUACUUGGAUCGGCUACGAUGAUACUCAAUCCAUUGCUGCCAAGGUUUCGUAUGCUAAGCAGCGAGGGCUGCUUGGCUACUUUGCGUGGCACGUGGGAGUUGAUAACAAUUGGGCUCUCUCUACACAAGCUAAACAGUCGUGGGGAGCUUAGGAGGUCGGCAACUAGUUUAGUAUGGAUAUGGAUAUGGAUAAAAUGAUGCAUGGAAUGAUGGAAGUUUGUAUACUCCUCUUUGGGAAAUAAUUAAGAAGAAUAAUAAAUAAAUAAAAAGAGGUAUUUUUAUUUAUCCAA